Cyphellophora europaea CBS 101466 is the source of this 156-nucleotide messenger RNA. Its product is annotated as plasma membrane proteolipid 3. Lineage: Eukaryota; Fungi; Ascomycota; Eurotiomycetes; Chaetothyriales; Cyphellophoraceae. The transcript has 2 exons. Gene Ontology annotation, cellular component: membrane. The coding region runs from base 1 to 156 and encodes 51 amino acids. The record is from RefSeq and is a predicted model, not a curated record.
AUGCCUUUCACCGCCAGCGACAUCUGCAAGAUCAUCCUUGCCAUCAUCCUCCCUCCUCUCGGUGUCUUCCUUGAGCGCGGUUGCAAUGCCGAUUUCUUCAUCAACAUCCUCUUGACCAUUCUGGGUUACAUUCCCGGUAUCAUCCACGCUCUGUAA